Messenger RNA from Cydia strobilella, 3341 nucleotides. It is a transcript of the gene Ctps, whose product is annotated as CTP synthase. The record is from RefSeq and is a predicted model, not a curated record. Gene Ontology annotation, biological process: pyrimidine nucleobase biosynthetic process; CTP biosynthetic process. Bases 169 to 2025 code for a protein of 618 amino acids. Lineage: Eukaryota; Metazoa; Arthropoda; Insecta; Lepidoptera; Tortricidae. The transcript has 11 exons. Gene Ontology annotation, molecular function: CTP synthase activity; identical protein binding. Gene Ontology annotation, cellular component: cytoophidium; cytoplasm.
UUUGAAAUAUGUCACCGCAAAUGAAGUUUGUCUGCACGUGUGACUGGUGUGCUAGAUUGAUUUGAUUGGUUUUUUUUUUCUAGCAUUAUUGAAAUUAAUAUAACGGGAGCACGGUUCAGUCGUAAAUCUCUUUUCCACGUUAUCAAAUGAUUUAGUGUGAACAUCACAAUGUCGGAUAUGAAAUACAUUUUAGUUACCGGAGGAGUGAUAAGUGGUGUAGGAAAAGGUGUCAUCGCAAGUUCUUUCGGUACUAUUUUAAAAAGCUGCGGCAUCGACGUGACUUCUAUUAAGAUCGAUCCGUAUAUUAACAUCGACGCAGGCACUUUCUCUCCAUACGAGCACGGUGAAGUUUACGUAUUGGACGACGGUGGGGAAGUGGACCUUGAUCUUGGCAACUACGAGCGCUUCCUGGACAUCACCUUGCAUCGGGACAAUAACAUAACAACAGGGAAGAUAUAUCAGCAGGUGAUUGAGCGCGAACGCCGCGGUGACUACCUCGGCAAAACAGUUCAGGUUAUUCCCCAUAUAACUGAUGCCAUACAAGAAUGGGUGCAACGUGUAGCCCACAUCCCAGUCACCGCAGAGAACACCCCUCCUCGAGUCUGCAUUGUAGAACUUGGUGGGACUAUUGGUGACAUAGAGGGCAUGUCAUUUGUGGAGGCUUUUAGGCAGUUUCAAUUCCGAGUGAAGAGAGAAAACUUCUGCUGUGCUCAUGUUUCUCUAAUACCAAUGACACGGCCAUUUGCUGCUUUUGGACAACAACCAAAAUCAACAGGAGAGCCGAAGACAAAGCCAACACAGUCUUCAGUGCGAGAACUGCGUGGUCUGGGCCUGUCGCCAGACCUGAUACUGUGUCGCUCUGAGAAGCCUAUCAACCACACCGUGAAGGAGAAGAUAUCUAAUUUCUGCCACGUGGCCCCGGAUCAGGUAAUCUGCAUCCACGACUUGACUUCAGUAUACCACGUGCCCCUGCUGAUGGAAGCACAAGGCGUCGUCACGUACCUGAACGAGCGGCUGCAGCUCAACAUCUCCAUGCCCAGGCCCGGCAGAUUCAUGCAAAAGUGGCGCAAUCUAGCCAAACGCGUAGACAACUUACGGAAAGAAGUCAACAUAGCUUUAGUCGGCAAAUACACUAAACUAGAAGACAGCUACGCAAGUGUAACUAAAGCUUUACAACACGCCUGUAUCGCUGCUAGUAGCAAAUUAAAUCUGACGUAUAUAGAAGCUGUGUCUUUGGAGCGGCAGACGAAAAUUGACGACCCGGUUAGCUAUCAUAAGGCAUGGCAGGAUCUUUGCAAAAGCGAUGGCGUCAUAGUCCCCGGUGGAUUCGGCCAAAGAGGCAUGGAAGGCAAGAUCGAGGCCUGCCAAUGGUGCCGCGAAACACAAAAACCCUUCCUAGGCAUAUGUCUCGGCCUCCAAGCGUCCGUCAUCGAAUUUGCGAGAAACGUUCUCGGUCUGAAGGGGGCUAAUAGUACAGAAGUGAAUCCGCAGUGUGAAGAUAAGCUGGUGAUAGACAUGCCGGAACACCAUCCGGGGAAUAUGGGGGGCACUAUGAGGCUGGGAAAGAGGAAGACUUAUUUGGAGCCUAGUCUAAUAACUCAAUUAUACAAACGCGACGUGAUUGAGGAGCGCCACCGGCACCGGUACGAAGUCAACCCGGAGUACAUCGAGCGUCUAGAAGCCGGCGGACUCAGAUUCGUCGGCAAAGACGAGUCCAAGACCCGUAUGGAGGUCGCCAUGGUCGAGAACCACCCGUACUAUGUGUCGGUGCAGUUUCAUCCGGAGUACCUGUCGCGCCCGCUGUCGCCCAGUCCACCGUUCCUUGGACUAAUACUCGCGUCGCUGGGUAAACUCAAGAACUACAUGUCUAAAGGGUGUCGGCUGAGUCCCAGGAACCUGUCUGACGUCAGUUCUGGUGAGUGUUAUGAAGAAGACGACAUAUCCCUCUCAUCUCUUAGCCUAACAGAAGAAAAAACAACUAUUGAAAACGGAAAACCGAAACAGGUUAAUGGAGUAGCUAACUAAAAAUAAGAUAAAUUACUUAUGUUUAAGUAGUUAUUUUGGUUUCACAAAUAACAAUCACUUUUUUAAACGUUCACGACUCAUCGUGAACUUAGUAUAAGCUUAACUUUGGAGCAGUUACAUUUAUGUUUAAGUUUUCUAGUCGAUAUUAUACAGCAUAAUAUGGAUUUUUAGUUUUUAACACUACUUAAGCUGAAACAAGCACCUACAAUACAAUGUAUCUUAUUACUAAUGUUUUAUACUCAAGCGAAGUAUUUUUAGUAUGUAUUAUGUUGUAUAGUAUUUGACAUUCGCCAAAAUGAAUCUAUAAAUAAACUUUUUCUACUCGUCGAGUAUAAUCUGUGUAUUACAACGUCGCAUGCAACACUACAACCUUACUCUUUUCAACGUUGGAUAGUCUAUGGCACUUCCGACUCAAGCAUAAGAAUUUUAUCGAUACGGUUUAGUCAAUUAUAAAAAUUUUGAAAAUAGAACUUCAUACAUUUCAGUAAAAUAUUUCUUGUUUAAGGAGACUCGAUUCAAUGCAAAUUAGCCUACUUAAACACGCUGCUGCGUCGUAUCUGCUUUGUGAUUGGUUGGCCAACAAUUGCUUCAUAUAUCAUAAACGCGCAUGUGACACCCUUCAUAUAGCAACAUCCAUAUCCUACGAAAACCGCUUAGCGUUGCUUGUUAGUCUCCAUAGGCUACGGUGGCCAAAAUGGAGAAAAAAAACUGUUUUGAAAUUGAAUUUAGCGCGGAGCAGGUACCAGGGCCUCAUGAGUUACGAGGAGGUGUCGUUGACCAACCCGCCGGGGGCGCCGGGCCCGGCGGCCGGUGCGCGUACGAGUAUGAAGGUAUCGCGGGCCGCGGCAGCUCGCGUAUCUUAGCUGUAUACUUUUGGUUUGUUUACUUAAGUUACUUAAGUAUAUGAUUCUACUAGUUGAAAGUAUUAUUUUUUUGUCUCGUAGAAAAAGUAUUGUAUACAAUAGUGAUAUAAUCAAGCUCUUCAAUCUCGUACCUUAACUUAAGCAACUCAGCAAGCUUCGUUGCUUAAACACGUUACUCGACUGAAAAGCUCUCUAUUAUAUCACGAUUGUAUAAAAUACUAUUUCGAAAUAAUAUGCAUUAUUAUGAUUUCCGUUCAUCAAGCAAUUUAUAACAUAUAAUGUGUUUAAUUUUGGUUAAGACAUAUUUCAAUAACUUUAUUUUCUAUCAUGCAUGAAUACGUGUAGCACGUAAGCCAUAAUAUAAGCUUAAGAAUAUUUUUUUUAGAAACUAAUUUUUAUAUUGACAAAAUCCUUAUAAUACGCUAGCUGAAUUGAGCUGAAGUUUGUAACAGU